CAAAAACGAGAGAACAAUCUCAGCACUACUGUCACUCUAGCUUCAGUCGGUAUCCAAGGAAGGAGAUAACACGCAUUCUCUCUCUCUCUCUCUCUCUCUCUCUCUCACACACACACACGCUCUGUUCAUGGUGUCUCUUUCUUUCUCUCUCUAAAAGUCUCUCCAAAGGUCUGUUAUAUAUGAUCUCUGGAUUUGCUUUCUCAAAGCAAAACCUAGCUAAAUUUUCGAAUCAACGUUAUUGAGUGAGUUUAGUUUGAUUAAUUUGCCGUUGUGUUUGUUAUGAUUCGCUUGUCUUCUUCGGAGAUCAAGUACUAGUGUUGAAGAAAUCAAACUUAAUCUGAUCGGCAUUUCUUCAACAAUGAAGUCUAGUACUCGUCUCGACUCUGCCAUUUUUCAGCUCACGCCUACUCGAACCAGGUAUGAUUUGAUUAUCACUGCAAAUGGGAAGACGGAGAAAAUUGCUUCAGGUUUGCUGAAUCCUUUUCUUGCCCACCUGAAGACUGCCCAAGAUCAGAUUGCCAAGGGAGGUUAUUCAAUUUUGCUUCAACCUGAACCUGGUAGUGGAGCAACUUGGUUCACCAAGGGCACGGUCGAAAUGUUUGUUCGUUUUGUGAGCACUCCAGAGAUAUUGGAACGAGUGUACACCAUAGAAUCUGAGAUCUUACAGAUUGAGGAAGCAAUUUCCAUUCAGGGCAACAGCCAUAUGGGUCUGAGCACUGUAGAAGACUGUCAAGCAAAACCAGUGGGAAGCAGUGAAGGCAGCAAACCUAUGACUGAUGGUAAUGAGGAAAAAGCAAUUGUUCUUUACAAGUCUGAUGUGCAUCCACCUGAGGCAAAUGGAUCAAUCGCACAAGAAGGAAAUUCAAAAGUCCAGCUCUUAAAAGUCCUGGAGACACGCAAAGCUGUGCUGCAGAAAGAACAAGGCAUGGCCUUUGCACGUGCUGUAGCUGCUGGUUUUGACAUUGAUCACAUGACACCAUUGGUGUCAUUUGCUGAAUGCUUUGGGGCCUCACGUUUAAUAGAUGCGUGCUUAAGGUUCAUUGAUCUGUGGAAGGGAAAGCAUGAAACUGGACAAUGGCUUGAAAUUGAAGCAGCAGAAGCAAUGACCAACCGAUCAGGAUUCUCUGCCAUGGAUGCAUCAGGCAUUAUGCCUUCUAGUGUAGCUAACAAACAAAACGAAUCGCGUGGUGACUCAGCUUCAGAGAACAAUAGAAAAGAAGGCAUUGAUUCAAGUGCAGAUGAAAAGCAUCCCAUGGAUCACCAAGUCCCAGUAGGUCAACAACAAUACAUUCAAGGUCCAUUUCCACAUCCUAUGUUUCCUCCCUGGCCUGUACAUUCUCCACCUGGUACACUACCAGUCUAUCAACCAUAUCCUGUGCAAGGAAUACCCUACUAUCCUAACUAUCUAGGCAAUGGCCCAUUUUAUCAGUCACCUUAUCCACCGAUGGAGGAUUCUCGAUUCAAUGUUGGUCAUAGAGCCGGACAGAAAAGGCACUCCAUGGAUAGUAUAGACAGCAACAUUGAAUCAGAACAGGGUGAUUUGGAGUUGGAGAAGGAAGCUUCACAAAGCCGGGGACCACGGAAGAGGGCCGGAAGAUCAGAUAAAAAGCGAUCAGGCAUGGUUGUCAUUCGAAACAUCAAUUAUGUCACUUCAAAAGGGAAGAAUUCUUCAGGUAGUGAAUCCCAAUCAGCUUCUGACUCUGACACUGACAAUGAAGCUGUGGAUUUGCACAAGAGCUCUCUGUCCUUGAAAAGAAAAGGAGGUCAAGCAAAGUCGAUGGAUGAAUCAAAUUCACAUGAUAAGGAGGACACUAGUUAUGGGAAGGAGACUGAUGGAGGACACUGGCAAGCAUUUCAAAAUUUUUUACUUAGAGACGCUGAUGAACAUAAUCACGCUGCCAAUCAAGGCAUGUUUUCGUCCGAAAAAAAUGUUCAAAUCAAGAGACGACUAAACACAGUUGGUGAUGAUCCUUUAACUGUUGUUGGGCGAGAACAAGCUGAAGUACAAGGAGGGAGGAUAACCGAAUUUCAUAAAGUUAAUGGAAAUGUGACUCGGAUGUUGAGGGCAUCAAAUGAUGAGAUUUUACCUUCUAGAGGAGAGGUUCAUUAUAGCAAUGGUAGAGGAUCCACAGAUGAACAAAUGGAUGUACAAUAUACAGAAAUAAAUGGAAGAAAGGUUGCAUAUAGAAGGGCUGCAAAUGAAGAUUUUAUGAUUGUUGGACGAAAGAACCAAUCGUAUUUUGUGAGUUCAUCAGAUCCUCUGGUUGUAAAUGGAUACAUGCCACAUACCACCAUUAAUUUGGAUAGGAGUUUGCCUCAAGAUAUGACUGAUGAAUCCUUCAUAGUUCCGUCCCGGUCAAUGUCGCUAGAUCAAGUUGGUCCUAAUGACAGAACUGCUAUUAACAUGGAUUCUGAGCUCCCUUCAACAAUUCAAAAGCCGGAAAACAGUUAUAACAGGACUGGAAACCAUGUUAGCUAUGAGCUGGAUGAUUUGAGCUUGAUGCCUGAACGCAGGACGGAAAAAAGGACUAUUGGAUACGACGCUGCUUUAGACUAUGACAUGCAGGUUCGUGUUAAGCAAGGGUUGAAGAAGUCGGACAAGGACCGGAAGUCAAAACUGACUUCAGAUGCUUCGGAUAAAAAGAAGACUGUGGGACCAAUACGGAAAGCAAAACCAUCAAAAAUGAAUCUUUCAGAUGAUGUACGAGCGCGUGCUGAGAAACUAAGAACUUUCAAAGCUGAUCUCCAGAAAAUGAAGAAAGAGCAGGAAAAGGAGGAUUUGAAAAGAUUGGAAGCUUUGAAGAUAGAGAGGCAAAAGAGAAUUGCAGCGAGAGGCAGCUCUACUGCUGCUAGGUCACCAUCACCACUGCAACCCAAAAAACAAAUACCAACAAAACUUACCUUCAGCUCUCAUAGAGGAUCAAAGUUUAGUGAUUCAGAGCCAGGAUCAUCAUCUCCUCUACAGAGAUCUAAGAUAAGACCUGCUUCACUUGGAUCCAUUGAAUCUCAGAAAGCCUCUAAAACCAGCAAAUCGAGUAAUGGGAACCACUUACCGGGGAAUAGGUUGACUAGAUCAGCUUCAUCAUUGCCAGAGUCAAGGAAAGUUAGCAGCGGUGUUACUCCUGAUUCAAAGACUUCCAUGACACGAAUCAGAAGAUUAUCAGAGCCUAAAACAAUUAGCAGUCCUGUUCUUCCAGUGAAAACACCAAGUGCCGAAUUAAUAUCAAAGAGAAAAGUGUCUAAUGAACCUCAGAGCAAGAAAACACCAAGUGCCGAAUUAGUAUCAAAACGAAAGGUGUCUAAUGAGGCUGAGAGCAAGAAAACACCAAGUGCUGAAUUAGUAUCAAAGCGAAAGGUGUCUAAUGAGCCUGAGAGCAAGAAAACACCAAGUGCUGAAUUAGUAUCAAAGCGAAAGGUGUCUAAUGAGCCCGAGAGCAAGAAAAUAUCUGCUAUUAUAGACCUUGAUCGAAUCAAGGCUGCAACUCUUCCUGAACUGAAGAUCAGAACAUCUAAAGGGCCUUCAGAUGUAGGCCAGAACAAAUCGGCACCCAAGGAGAUGACACAGAAUGUGAAAGGGAAGAAGUCUUCUGAAACUUCUGGAAGUACUGAAUUAAAUAAGAACAAUGACAAACACACACAUCAGAGUGAUAUGGAUGACAAGCCAGUAAUCGAGAAGACUGUUGUGAUGCUUGAGUGUGAAAAGCCUUCUAUUCCUGUCGUGCAUGCAUCAGCAGAAAGGUUAGGCGUACGAAAGGAACAUUAUAACAAUCGUGACAAAGUAGUGAAAAAUGAGAUGGUAUCAGAGUAUGCAGCUAUUCAAGCACCGGCUUCAGCCAUGGAUGGAGUUGAUGUAGAACCCAUUCAGAGACAAUUGGGAGCACAACCUAGGCCUUACGAGGUAACGACAUGUCAUCCAGAGAAGGAACCACCCAAGACUUCGAGCAUCCAUAUAGCUGAAAAACCAUACCAAGCCCCUAAUGUUCGGCUCUCUUCUUCUCAAAAUUCAGAGUAUGGCAAAGAACCUUCAACAAGCUUAGAGACAGUUGCGACAGGUGUGGAAAAUACGAAAGCACAAGUAUUAUCUGGUUUUAGAAACCUGAAAUUGGAAAUGAUUCCAGAAGCCGUGGAGAAGCCUCAUGUGAAGGAUUCACCAAAAGGGUUUAGACGGCUCUUGAAGUUUGGGAGGAAGAACCAUAGUUCAGCUGGAAGUGAGCUCAGUGUGGAAUCAGAUCAUGCGAGUGUCAAUGGUUCAGAGGUAGAUGACAAUGCAACAAAUGCAGCUUCUUCUAGUGAAGUUCAUGCAUUGAAGAAUCUAAUAUCUCAAGAUAAAACACCCGCUGGAUCUACUUCCAAAAAGUCUUCGCGCCAUUUCUCUCUUUUGUCACCCUUUCGUAGCAAGACCAGUGCAAAGAAGUUGAUAACAUGACAACGGGGUUUUGAAAGUGAGGUUGCAUCCUUAGCAGGUGUGAAAAGUGAGAAAUUUCAUGUAUCGAUUUGCAGAGAUAUAAUUAUUUCAUUGGUACUAUAUUGUUGUAAAAAUUGGUUAUUGUACAUUCAAAUCCUUUAUUCAUGCCUAAAUGAUAAAAGUUGGUUUACAGCUCCCUUUCUAAGUUAUUGAACAGAAAGUUAGUUUUAUACUUCAUUGAACCUUGUUUUCCACGAAGUUUCGUCAUUCAAAAAUGUUAUGACCACAGAACACACUACAGAACAGCCCUGGUAAGGGAUUUGUAAUCUAUAUAUGUGAAUAAUUUUGUGUUUGUUC
Molecule: messenger RNA, 4762 nt
Organism: Camellia sinensis
Lineage: Eukaryota; Viridiplantae; Streptophyta; Magnoliopsida; Ericales; Theaceae
Source: RefSeq, a predicted model, not a curated record